AUGGCAUCUGCUCUCACCGUCCUCUUGCUGAAGCUCCCUGCGCCCAGACCCUCCAUCUCCGUCAGCCCCAGCGGGGUGAUCACCCUGGGGGGAGCCGUCACCAUCCGCUGUCAGUGUCGGUGCGAGGCCAGGAGGUUAUUUCUGUAUAAAAGUGGAAUCAAAAUCCGGGAGCUGGAUGCUGCUGGGGACAGGGGUGAAUUCACCAUCCCCAGCGCCAGGCAGGCAGACGGAGGUGUCUACACGUGCCAAUCUCGCUCCAGAUCAGAGCCGCCCGACUGGUCGGAUCCCAGUGACAUUGUGCAGAUCAUUGUAGUAGAGCUCAGCUACCCCAAACCCUCCAUCUCCCUGAGCCCCAGUGGGGGGGUUGGCCUGGGGGGAGCUGUGACCGUCCGGUGUCGGGGUCGGCACCAGAACAUGAGGUUCCUUCUGUACAAAGAUGGGAACCCGAACGCGCUGCAGGUCGCGGAGCCGGCUGGGGACCUGGCUGAGUUUCCCAUUCGCAACGUGAGCUGGAGAGACGCAGGGAGCUACAGCUGCUAUCAUCACGAUAAAGUGUACCCGUUCACCUGGUCGCAUCCCAGCGACCCCGUGGAGCUGGUGGUAGCAGCAGCAGCCCCCCCGGGGCGCCCGGAUUUCACCUGCACCAACAUCACCCGCCUGGUGCUGAGCGCCGUGAUCCUGCUCGUCCUGGGGCUGAUCCUGGCUGAGGCCUAUUACAGCUGCCCGAGGGGAGCACCUAGGCCUCCCCCCACCCUGUAUUUCUAUUGUACAAACCCCCAGAGCUUCCUGCUCCCCUGCCCCCCAAAUCUCCCCACCCCAGGGGACGGCUCUGACAACGGAGCCUCCAAAUGUCCCCUCAUGGAGGGUUCAGCCGACGAAGUCGCUAGCGUCUCCGGGGCCAGCGGGGAGACGGCCAAACCCGGGGGAUUUUCCGGCUAG
This is a messenger RNA of Emys orbicularis (European pond turtle), 939 nucleotides long. RefSeq names its product T-cell-interacting, activating receptor on myeloid cells protein 1-like. Bases 1 to 939 code for a protein of 312 amino acids. The record is from RefSeq and is a predicted model, not a curated record. The transcript has 6 exons. NCBI's taxonomy places the organism in Eukaryota, Metazoa, Chordata, Testudines, Emydidae.